AUGAGUCUAGAGCAUGAGGAGAAAUAUCUGGAAAUAAUUGGAAAUAAUGAUCAUUGGGCUCUCUACAAGUUUUUCCUGCUCUUUCCAGGUGUUGGCCAGCUUAUAUCUCUGCUCCUGGUUGGAGAUACUAUCGAGUGCAAUCUGUUACCUCCUGUCGAGGCUGAGGUCUGGGGAGCAGUUAUUGCUGAAGUCAACUCAGGAGGAAAGUGUGGUCUGGUUCAACUGGAGCUCAUCAACAAAGACUCUGCAAAAAAAGCAGACAUACAGCUUGCAUUUGCAGAACUCUUCAACUACAUCUCAGACAAAAUGCCUUGGCAGACUCAGUAA
Cyclocybe aegerita is the source of this 327-nucleotide messenger RNA. NCBI's taxonomy places the organism in Eukaryota, Fungi, Basidiomycota, Agaricomycetes, Agaricales, Hemipholiotaceae. The record is from the annotation of a GenBank genome assembly.